AUGAAUCCCGGCGACUACGAUUUGAGUACAUCGGAUGGUUGCAGAUGGGCCUUGACUCGAGCCUUGUUCGAUGCCGUUAAUGAAGCCACGGCGGAGUGCUUGUCACAAAUGCAGCGGGAGGCGGAGGCGGCGGCGGUGGCGCGGGUUUCUCGGCCGAUACGACGUCGGACGUAUGUCCCACACGAGCACGACGUAGCUCACGAACGUCUGUUCGCAGAUUAUUUUGCCGAGCAACCACGGUGGGGCCCGAAUGUUUUCCAUCGCCGUUUUAGAAUGAGCCGAGAUCUUUUUCUCCGCAUUGUACACACGUUGGAGAGACGUGAUGAAUACUUCCAGUAUCGGGAAGACGGCAUCGGCAGACCCGGAUUUACGCUGUUGCAGAAGUGCACGGUUGCGAUCCGGCAGUUGGCCUAUGGCACCACAACGGAUAUGUUCGACGAGUACCUUCACGUCGGCGAAUGUCCCAAGAAAUUUUGUAAGAUAGUUGUGGAGGCUUUUGGCGACACAUAUUUGCGACGCCCGACUUCUGAUGAUUGCCAGAGGCUGAUGAGGAUGCACGAGUGA
This is a messenger RNA of Salvia hispanica, 564 nucleotides long. The record is from RefSeq and is a predicted model, not a curated record. Lineage: Eukaryota; Viridiplantae; Streptophyta; Magnoliopsida; Lamiales; Lamiaceae.